This is a messenger RNA of Rasamsonia emersonii CBS 393.64, 876 nucleotides long. RefSeq names its product C2H2 finger domain protein. Gene Ontology annotation, cellular component: spliceosomal complex; U4/U6 x U5 tri-snRNP complex. Gene Ontology annotation, molecular function: zinc ion binding; nucleic acid binding. Gene Ontology annotation, biological process: mRNA splicing, via spliceosome. Lineage: Eukaryota; Fungi; Ascomycota; Eurotiomycetes; Eurotiales; Trichocomaceae. The transcript has 2 exons. The coding region runs from base 1 to 876 and encodes 291 amino acids. The record is from RefSeq and is a predicted model, not a curated record.
AUGUUUCAGGCUACAACACUAAGAAUAGAGAGUCAGAAGAGGCUGCAGCUAUUACUGCUCGAGAUCGCCCCUUUUGACAGAAGGACAGGGCCAAAAGCAUCCGUACUGGGCUCUCCUGGACUUUUUUGUCUUAGAAAGUCUUUUGAGCCCACUACUUUUGAAACUCCCCCCGUAUCACUCCCGCAGUCGGGGUUCGAAUUAGAACCUCCCUCCGAAACCACCGUCAAAAUGUCCGACAAACCAAGGACCUCUGCCUACGGCACCGCAUCAUCCGACACUGAUUUCCGCAAGAAAUGGGACCGCGAAGAAUACGCCAAAAAGGCAGCAGAAGAAGAGGCGAAAGCGAAAGCGGAAGCCAAGGCACGAUAUGAGGCCAAGCUCGCCGGCAAGAAAUGGCACCCGCCCGUCGACUACAGCAGUCUGGAGGCGACCACGUCGCGGUCGCAGCGGCUCGAUGUCGCGUCGAUGGUAGGGAAGACGACAAUCGUGCCUGCGGGUGCGGCGGUCGGUAAAAAGGGUCGAGGAGCGGGAUUCUAUUGUCCGGAUUGCGACCUUACCUUCAAGGACAACGUGCAACUGGUGGAGCAUCUGAACAGCAAGCAGCAUUUGAUCGCUACAGGCCAGAGCGGCGAGGUGGUUCGUGCCACUCUUGAGGAUGUCCGCACACGGCUGCGAUGGUUGGCACACAAGAAACGACAAGAGGAGGAGGAGAAUCGGAAGGCGUGGCAGCUCGAUCUAGGGGCAAGGUUGAAGGAGAGGGAGGAGCAGGAAGCCAGAGAACGAGAAGAGAGGAGGCGGAAGCGAAAAGAAAGACGGAAAGAGAUCAAAAAAGAAGAAGACGAAAGUUGGGAAGGAAGGUUGGGUAUCAUAUCUUGA